Plectropomus leopardus (leopard coralgrouper) is the source of this 1304-nucleotide messenger RNA. RefSeq lists its product as uncharacterized. NCBI's taxonomy places the organism in Eukaryota, Metazoa, Chordata, Actinopteri, Perciformes, Serranidae. The record is from RefSeq and is a predicted model, not a curated record.
AGUGGGGACAGGUGCUCCGACAGGAGAGUUUCGGAGGCGGAAACCUGCUGGUUCAGUAAGAGAAAGACGUUCCUUAUAAAUGUAUCAAUUCAUUUGUGGUGUUCUAGAGAAGUACAGAAGAAGAGUUGAGAUAUUUGACGAAGAAAACAGGAGAGAAAUGAAAGUGUUUGGAGGUGGGAGAUGUGAGGGGGCAGGACACCUGGCUCGUGCGUGAAAUGGAUACUGCUGCGACCCCUUAAAGAACUGCUGUCACAGUUGCGCUCCAACUCUGAGGACGAAGACACUGACCUCUACAGUGGAUUUAUAGGCUAUCUCUACACAGUUAAAAGUGUGGCAUUUCCACUUUGUUUCGGGUCUUUCUAAGUGUCCACCCACUUCACUUCUGUUGCUCAGUUUCCUCCCUCCAGUCAAAGAUGACAGAGAGGACCCCAUGGUGGAUGGCAUUUCUGCCAAAAAAGAAGAGUGGAAGCUCCAAGGACACCAGUACAUCCCACACCACCCCGCACUUUGACCCUUUUGCACAAAAACCAGAGAAGCAAAAAGUCUCCUGUGAUCAGACUCAACAAGAGUCCAACAUCUUCCGAGAUGACACCUAUGACGACUCAGCCCUGGACACAUACUUCAACGAGCAGACGUGUCGCAGGAACAUGAAGAUUUCACGCUCGGGUCGAUAUAAGGAGAAGCGUAGGAUUCGACAGAGCCUUCCCGUGCAGGAGAAAGAGACAGAUAAUGUGGCCUCAGGCAAAGAGGACAUGUGGGAAUGGCGAGGAGGAGUAGAUGAUCGAAGACCGCAAAAGGAGAGGGACUCGAAGACAUGAAGACGCUUCAGUCUCUAGAGGCAUACCAAGAGAAGCUGUGUGUUGGUUAGGGUGAUGAAGAAGCUUUCAACUUUUUGCCCAAUACUGCUGGAAUGAAGGUUAUUUGAAAUAUUGGAAAUUUUUAAAUUUUUUUUAAUGGACUUGUGCCAGAAGGCCACAGAAACAAUAAUCAACUUGAAAUUGAUUGUAUUUGUCCUUUACGAUGGUUAUUGAACCACUUUGCCAACGAUAUCCCAUAAUCAGCUUAAACAAAGAGAUACAUUACCAUUAGUAAAAGCACUUAAAAGCCAAGUAUGUAGUUAAUGUCCCACUGUGUCCUUGCUAGGGGUUGGCCAAUAUUGAUUUUUUAGGGCAGAUACCUAUACCGAUUAUUAGUAGUUAAUGAGACUAAUAACCAAUACUUGGAACUGAUUUGCAUUUACAAUAAAAAUUAAAAUCUUUCUGUCAAUAUUUAGACUUUGGAAUAUAACAAACUCCAACACAAAA